AUGGCGCGAACGAGGACUGUCCGUCGGGGCAACAGGACACUCGACAUCCUUCAGCUCAACGUGAAAGACUCCAUGAAACGACUUCUUGACCUCAAACGGGCUCUGUCCGAAGAGCUAUCCGACCAGCCACCGCAGAUUAUCGCCGUCCAAGAUGUCCCGAAAGGCUUCCCAUUCAUGCCGAUGCCUGGGUACCAUUUGCACUACCAUGCAAGCCGCGCUCUGACCGAAGACGACAAUCCCGACGCAGCAAAGACCAUAGCUGUCAAGGACAAGCCCAAACCGCGAAGCAAGUGGCAGCUUGAUCGAGUAGCGUUUUACGUGCAUGAGUCAAUACCGCUGGAAGAUUGGGGUGUCACCUACCACACAGAGAAGUCCAAAGGUCUCGUUGCGACAUUAUUCCUCAACACUACGUCAGGGGCUGUCAACAUCCACAAUGUGUACAAUCAGCACAAGCAACUGGACAUGGACCAUCUUUUCAGCUAUUGCAAAAUAUGCAGGUCAGAUAUUCUAUUGGGCGAUUUCAACCUGCACCAUCCCACAUGGGGAGGCGACGGUCUUCGCGUUGUGGAAGAGCAGGCGAGAGACCUGCACAGCCUCGCAGACGCCUAUUUGAUGAAUUGUAAGACCCCACGCGGUGCAACUACGUACUCGCGGUCAACCUCCACAGACCAGUACUGCUCCACCAUCGACCUAACAUUUGUUGGCGGGAACAUUGACUCCCUGUUCAAGAGCUGUCAAGUUAUUGAUGACCUGGCUGCUUUUGCCAGUGACCAUCGUCCGGUGCUCACGAGGAUGGAGAUGGCACCGAAUAUGGAAGUGAAGGCUCGGUAUUCCUGGAACGAGGUCAAGGGGAAAACCUUUCUUCCCACACUGAAGGAGACAACGUCGCAGAUUGGAUUCGCUCCCCUCGGUUCGUUCUCUGAUGCCGACGCCUAUCUUGUGCGGAUAACAGGCGCUUUGGCCAAGGCUAUGGCGCAAGAAGUCCCCAUUCGAAAACAGGUGGCACGCAGAAGGAAGCCGGCUAGUGCAAGCAAUGACAAGUUUGUCCUCACACGGGAGGCUGUGCUCGAAAAGCUGAAGGCUGGCCCCAACCCGAGGUUUAGAAGGUUCUUCAAAUGGCGGUCAGAGAAGAGAGACAGUCGACAGCGAAGAACGGAAUGGCGGCGGUUCAUCGCCACAGAAUCAGAGCGGGUUGUGCGAGGUAGGCAAAAGAUCUUUCAGUGGUCUAAGCUCUCCAAGGCAUGGGCUCAGCCGAAGGCUAUGCCGCACAUGCCCACGCUUGUUUCGGAUGAAGGGGUGCGGCACACAACCAACGAUGAAAAGGCAGUUCACUUCAUGGGAGCAAUGUGGCCUAACAUCAGCAAGGGCGACCAGGCACCCUCUGAGCUUAGGAUGCCCCAGCUGCCACCCGACAACCCUUCCAAACUCGCGAUAUCAAACGAGUUGCGGUCGGGUGAAGUUGCACGUCUGAUCAAACAAAUACCCAAUCGGAAGGCCGAGGGCCCUGACCAGAUCGCCAAUGAAGCGUUCAAGCUCGCGCUGCCAGUUAUUCUGCCAUACUUGAUUCACCUUUUCCAAGCUUGCCUCAAUUUGGAUUACCACCCCAAAGCCUUUCGCCACGCGCUCACCGUGGUGUUGCCCAAGGUUGGCAAGGAGACCUACCAAAAGGCGAAAAGUUGGCGUCCAGUGGCCCUUCUGUCCUGUCUUGGCAAAAUGUUGGAGAAAAUCGUUGCCAACAGAAUCAAAGAGCUGCUCAUGAGCAAUCCCCACCUGUGCCCUCUGCUCCAAUUCGGGAGCCCGGGAAAGAGCACGACUCAUGCGCUGGAGUACAUCACCAACUGGGUGCAUCGGAGUUGGCAAAGCCCCGUUGGGGGAAACGCUGAUCAUACAAGUCUCAUGGCGCUGGACAUAUCCGGGGCGUAUGACCAUGUGCGCCGAGAAGAGCUUCUGCAGCGGCUGGUGGACAAGGGCUUCCCCGACUGGAUUGUCAGGUUCGUUUGGUCUUUUCUGUCUGAACGAAGCACCGAGUUGCUCAUGCCGGGUUACCGUCCGGAAAAGUACUGGAUCAACAUUGGCAUCCCCCAAGGCAGCCCCCUGUCCCCGAUCCUGUUCAUCUUGUUCGCAGCCCCUAUCCUGGAAACCUUCGACAACUACAAGCUCAAGACCGGACAGGGAAAGAAACUGAGACGGAGGAGGGGCAACCGAGAGGCGAAGUGUGUCUUCUCCGUGAUGUCCUACGUCGACGAUACCAAUUUUCUCGUCUCGACGCCCUCUUUCGAACUAAACUGCGCCAUCUUGACAGAGCUGCAUGAGCGCCUCAUGGAAUGGGCUACCCCUCGUGGAGUGCAAUUUGGCCCUGACAAAUACGCGUUAAUGCACUUCCAGCAACGCAGGCCCAGGAAACCGGAGACGCAGCCCAUGCCAAAAAUCCCGGGCCUGAUCAGGGGCCGUCUCAUCAAGCAAGAGCUGAGAAUCCUCGGCCUCUUGUAUGACGCACAGCUUAGGUGGGAUAAACACAUCAAUGAAUUGAAGACGAAGGUUUCCAAGAUUUUAGGCUAUCAUACCAGAAUCUCUGGCUCGACGUGGGGGCCAACGUUGAUCCGCAUGCGGCAGCUCCACGUUUCCAAAAUCCGGUCCAUCGUUGGGUACGCUUCGCCGGCGUGGUUCAUACCACGGCACCACAGCCACAACCUCGGCCUGCCCCAGAAGUGGUUGAACAAACUCGAGGUGAUGCAGAACGACUCCCUUGUCAAAGUGGCCGGCGCUUAUAAGAUGACGGACCGGAUGGUGUUGAGAAAAGAGCUCCAUGUCGAAAGCAUGGAGCAUUACUUGGGCCGAAUCGCCCUCACCUAUAGGAUGAAGAACGUUGGAUCAGCGUACUUAAAGGCGCUGGGGAAAGCCCAACAGGGGAACCGUAACCCCAUGGGCAAAGAUCAACGAAAGCUUCAAAACCCAUUCAUCGUGCUAUACGGCGAAGCCAAGCGCGAGCUGUUGACGGUCAAAACGCAGUUCACCAAACAAAACAAGGAUGGUGAAGAAGUGUUGGCCCAAACCAAACACUCCGGUAGCAUCCCGGCGGUGGUGAAGCUGAUAAAAGCACAUACCACAGCCCGAUGCGCGGACAAGUGUGCUAGAGAAUGGGCAGCCUAUGUGAGGGAGAAGUCGAAUAACCGGAAUAAAAUUCCGGCGGCCUACUUAGAAACUUGGGGCCCUCAAAGCCUCUCCUAUUACCGACAUCUCGACCGAGCUGAGUCGACCAUGUUGAUGCAAUGCCGGACAGAAACCAUCGGCCUGAACCGUUGGCUUAACAAGAUGAAUUCGAAGGAGAAAACGUACUCCGCCUCGGAUAUCUGUCCGUGCAAGAAGGGCCCGCAUACAAUCGAACAUUUGUUCAUGCGUUGCCCUCGAUUGACCAUGAAGCGGCGUGAGUUGGUCGCCGAGGUCAAGGAGUUCAGGCUCCCCAAACUUUUGACAUCCGAUGCCAAAGCGGCGUCGCGAUGGGCCAUCCUCAACUUCGGCCUGGAUCAAUUUGCCUGGCCGAGAGAAGAGUUGAUGGUCUCCUAA
Messenger RNA from Clonostachys byssicola, 3564 nucleotides. The record is from the annotation of a GenBank genome assembly. NCBI's taxonomy places the organism in Eukaryota, Fungi, Ascomycota, Sordariomycetes, Hypocreales, Bionectriaceae.